Molecule: messenger RNA, 1560 nt
Organism: Rotaria sp. Silwood1
Lineage: Eukaryota; Metazoa; Rotifera; Eurotatoria; Philodinida; Philodinidae
Source: the annotation of a GenBank genome assembly
AUGGAGCGAACACCGCCAUCAUCAUCAUCAUCAUCAUCAUUAGAAACAAAUACUAGAACAACGACAAAUCCUGAACAUCAUCGAUGUUCGUUUAAUUUUCAUACAAAUAAUAUUUCAACUGAUUCAACAUUAACAAGAAAACAAGAAUCGACUAGAAAAAGACAAUUGAGUCAAACUGAUUCGUGUAAUAAAAUUUGUACUACAACAAGAAUAGUAACAGAUAAUAAUUGUCGAUUACAAACUAAUCCAACAAAUAAAAUUGAUGAAAGUCCAAUAACUCCAACUCGACCAAAAUCUUUAUUUCUAACAAACAGUACAACUAGUCGUCAAUAUUCAUCAUUACGUACAUGUCUUAGUAAUCCAUCGGCAUCACCUAGUACUUUGCUUCCGACUGAAGAUAAUUUACUUUCACCAUUAAAAUUUACAUCCUUACCAGAACUUUCUUCUCCACCAACUAAACGCCUUCGUCCACAAACAUUAAGUUUUGCACCCAUAUGUCCUUCUGUUAUCACAAGUCCAGUAAAAUCCAUUCUACCAUCAUCCUCAUCAGCAUCAUUACCAGUUGAUUUUAUUAGUCCAACUGAAUUAGCUGAUAAAUUAAAAGAAAAAAAUCCACUAACAAUUUUUGAUUGUGGUUCACCAUUACGUCAUAGUGAACAUCGUAUACGUAAUUCAAUUCUUCUUCGUGUUGCUGAUAAAAUUUCUCGUAAACGUUUGAAAACAAAUCCAAAACAACAUUCAACAAUUGAUAUAAAACAAUUAAAUGAUAGUCAAUGUAUUAUUUUAUAUGAUGAUACAACAAAUGUUCGUCGUCAUUGUACAAAUUCAUCAACUGUAAAUAAUGAUAAUCAAUUAUCAUUAGCAUUUAAAUGUGCAUGUGAAGAAAUUCAACGUUGUUUGACAAAUAAUAUUCCUUCAAUACUUAUUCUUAAUAGUCCAUUUAAUAAAUUUUUUGAUUUAUAUCCACAACUUUGUGAAUCUUUACAACCUCGUUCAUGUCCAUCAUCACCAACAAAUCAUACUGAUGAAUCACUACCACCACUGACAGCUCCGCCCAUACAAAAUUCAUUCUUACUAACAACAACAACAACAACAACACCAAAUCAAAAUGACAUUGACAAUCAUCCAAUGACACAUAUUAUCGAUGGUUUAUACAUUGGUAGUGAAUCAAAUGCAAAAAAUCUUGAAGAAUUAUCGUCUGAACAAAUUCGAUGUAUAGUUAAUGUCACAUCACAUGUACCUUUAUAUCAUUCUGAACAAUUUCAAUAUUGCCAUUUACCUGCUGAUGAUACACAAAGACAAAAUCUAUUAGAAUAUUUUGAUACAGCUUAUUCAUUUAUUCAUAAUGCUAUAGAAAAUAAUGAAAAAGUUCUUGUUCAUUGUGUUGCUGGUAUAAGUCGUUCACCAGCAAUUGUGAUUGGAUUUUUAAUGCGUUAUGCUAAAAUGAAUAUGAAUGAUGCAUAUGAUUUUGUAAAAAGAAAACGUUCCAUUGUUGCACCUAAUCUUAAUUUUAUGGGACAAUUACUUGAAUAUGAAAAAAAAUUAAAACAAGAAAAAUGA